AUGGCGGCGCCGCUGUGCAAGUCGCUCCCCAAGGCCCGUUUGCGCCGCCUGCCCACAUCAUCGUCACGGCCGCGAUGCAUAGCUAGCUACAGCCACGCCAAGGCGCAGGUGCAGAGCAUCUCGCGCGAGACACGGACAAAGACCACGAGCUCCUCCUCGCUCCCGUCACCCACGUACUUUGAAGCGACUGGGCAUACAUGGAUGCCACUGAACGGGAGCCAAGAGCCCGUUGACCCUAACAAGGCCAAGCUCGGCAAGACCCUCCGUAUCCUCCAGGACCGCAUGCCGACGCUCCUCCAGUCGCCGCUCCCGCAGCACAUCCUCGCGCCCAACAUCUCCCUGCAGCUCUUCCCCUCCACGCACCCGCACCUGCCCACCGUCUCUGGCCGCGUCGCCUACACCGCCGCGCUGUGGUCCUCGCCCAUUGCCUGGAACCGCGUGCCGCUCAUCGGCAACGUGCGGCUCGAGAUUCUCGCCGAGCGAAUGACGUCGGAGCCGCUGACCUUUCUCCCGCGCCGCACCGGUGCCAUUGCCGACCAGCUCGUGGUGCGCUGGUGCGAGACGACGAAACCCGGCGGCGCGGGCGCGGCGAUUGCGCGUUCGCUGCGGCUCACCAGGGGCGGCGAGGCCAACGGCGACCCGAACAAGGCGUUUACGGGCUUGUUCAUAUUUGACUUUGACCAGGAGGGACGAGUGCUGACGCACACGAUUGAGACGGCGCAAGAGGGCGGCGACUGGGAGCGUGGGAUGGGCGCCAAGGUUGUCGGGCUGACGGAUUGGCUGCUGGGUGGCAUCCAGCGGGAUCCGGGCGGGACGCCGCCGAUGCCCAUGUUUGAGCGACGGAGACGGUGA
Messenger RNA from Akanthomyces muscarius, 852 nucleotides. RefSeq lists its product as uncharacterized. Lineage: Eukaryota; Fungi; Ascomycota; Sordariomycetes; Hypocreales; Cordycipitaceae. Bases 1 to 852 code for a protein of 283 amino acids. The transcript is spliced from 2 exons. The record is from RefSeq and is a predicted model, not a curated record.